AUGCUGACCUCCCGACAGAGCCUCGUCAACAUCGUCAGCCAGUUUCCCAACCUAAGUUUGACAUACGCGCUCCUCACGGUUGGCACUCAGUAUUGGACUUCCAACUUGUUGGUGUCCUGCGCCCAACGGUCUCAUAACAUUCAUUCAUCUUCGAUCUACAACAGCGACCUCAGUUUACGCCGCCAAGCCUCUCCAAGUCCCCAAAUGCAGGUGUAUCAAUACUCCCCGCUGGCCUCGGGCGACAUCCGAAGAUUCAUCCUCUUCCCGGGGGGAUUCGAUGAUCCCCUCCAAGGACAAAUCGUUCACGACAAAGUCACCUUUGAGGAUGAAUACGAGGCAUACGAAGCCCUGUCAUACGUCUGGGGAGACCAGGACGAUCCCGAGACCCUGACCGUGUUGGCACAUACCAUUUGGGGUCUUCUCGACGACGAAGAGCUCUAUGAGAUCGGUUCUCUUCGAAUCGGUCAAAAUCUGGCUUCCGCACUCCGCCACCUGCGCCACAAAACCGACUUCAGAGCCCUCUGGUGUGAUGCUGUCUGCAUUAACCAGAACGACCUCGACGAACGAGCUACCCAGGUCCUGCGUAUGGGAUACAUCUAUCAAUAUGCUGCCAGAGUCGUCGUCUGGCUUGGACCGGGAGAUGAAGAUACCAGUGGAGCAAUACAGACUUUGAGUACAAUGGGCUCACCCUGGCGUUGGACUGAGGAAGAUGGGCUUAUGCUGAAAGAUGGACGCGACGAAGAUUACUACUGGCAUGAAGCUGAGGACGGAGCAUUGACGUUUUCGCCGAUUUAUUGCGAGACAGUUCUGAAGGCCGACUGGCAGCCCCUGCUGCAUCUUCUUCGUCUUCCAUGGUUCAGUAGGCUCUGGGUACGUCAGGAGAUCGGCCUGGCAAACGAAUCGGCGAUAUUCGUCCUCGGCUAUCAAGAAAUACGUUGGUCAAUCCUCGGUGAUGCCCUCCUUUUCAUCCUGAUGUUCAUAAUAGAAAGACAGCCCCCUCUGGACCAAUUCGCUAAACAUCAAAUCCAGAAGUACAUCAUCAAUGCCACAGACAUUGUUUACUCCAGUCGUAUACCGGAUCAAAGAUCGCUGCCCUCCUUACUCCUGAGUACCAAUCGCUGCAAAUGUUCAGACCAGCGAGACAGGAUAUAUGGUAUUGCCGGCUUCCAGCCUGCCUUUUGCAUUCAGCCGGACUACGAGAAGAGCGUCAGGCAAGUCUACGCUGACGCUUUCCGAGGCCUGGCCGAAGGCGGCAGCUGCCAACUUCUGUCAUGGUGCGACAUGGCCGACAGCCCGAGUUGGGCACCGGAUUUCACAAGGCCAGUACCAAAGUUGCUCAGUGCCGUGGACCAACAAGUUUCUGGCCCUUCAGAAGCAGUCUUCGCGUUUCUACCAGAUUUGUCGGCCAGAACCGUGGGAGUGUACUGCGACACUGUUGCGAGUUGUUUACCGCCAAUACCUGAAGCUGCCGACGGAGGAGUUCUGCAGGCUGUCAUUCAAUCAUGGAUAAAUCGUAUAUUGUUCCGCGAUAUGCAUAACUACAAUACCGCUAUGGUGGACGACUUGGUGUCCACGAUAACACUUGGUAAAGUCCAGGAAUACUACGAGGAUUCGAGGUGGACCCUACGGCAGGUGCAGAACGUUUUUUUGAGAAACGUAAAAGGUUACAAUGCGGAUGAGUCUGUCUCUGAAGAACACGUCGCUUCUCAGCUUGAUCGGUGGUGUGAACUGAUAUUGCCCGGCUCCGUGCUUCAUGAGACGCAGGAGGGCUUCUUUGCAUUGGGCAACGAAGCGACUCGUCCGGGAGAUAGGAUCUUCGCCAUCCUCGGAUGCCCGGACCUCAUCAUACUGAGGCCUGUUGUUGACCAACAAGUAUGGAGAGUGGUCGGGUCCUGUUUCAUGCACAGCCGUGUGCGGAUGGAAGCGGUCCUGGGAGAUCUUCCCGCGGGAUGGCAGAUGAAGUACGCGAGUAAGCACUGGUACUACUCUUUCACCCGCCCCGACGGCACUUCCACACCUGAGGAUCCUCGGCUCGAGCCGCUUCCGGCGGGGUGGGUUCAUUAUUAUGAUGAGAGGGUCGGUUUGCCUGUAUGGGAGAAUCCGGAGGGGGUGAAAACUUCCUAUGACUUCCGGUUGUCUCCUGAGCGGUUGAGGGCCCGCGGGGUCGAGUUGGAGGAACUGAUUUUAGUGUAG
Messenger RNA from Colletotrichum karsti, 2193 nucleotides. RefSeq lists its product as uncharacterized. Bases 1 to 2193 code for a protein of 730 amino acids. The transcript has a single exon. Lineage: Eukaryota; Fungi; Ascomycota; Sordariomycetes; Glomerellales; Glomerellaceae. The record is from RefSeq and is a predicted model, not a curated record.